AUGGAUUUCUGUUAUUGGCAUGAGAAUUAAUCUAUAUCUGAUACCACUUCAUAAUAAUACUUUUCAUAUAAUAGUAUUAGCUCAGGCCCAUACUAACUUUCUGGAGAUAUGAAAAAUCCACAAAUGGAUGCAACAGAACUAUCCCUUUAUGGUAAAGAAAAUUAUUCUCUAGCCAGAAAUACCGAAAAAUAAAUUUUGAUCAACUCAUCUGCCGAAAAUAUUCCUUUAGAAUUAUUAUAAAUAAUUGCUGAAAAAUCUAACAAUAUUGAGAAACAUUUAUAAGUUUUCAUACCUUACUCAAAUGAUGAAUAACUACUUCAAUAUUAUCUUAAACAAAAAAAAUUCACUAUUUAUACUUUAGAUGAUGAUCAAGUGUACUUAAAUAAAUUGAAGAAAUAAAAAAUAUUUUAGUAAUUGAAAUAUGUAAAGCAGCAAGAAUUAGUUAAUAAUUUCGAUUUAAAGAUAUUUAAUUGUUGCUCAUAAACUGACAGAAUGUUUAAAUUUUUGGAAACAACUCGUAUAAAUUCCAUCUCUACCAAUUAAGUUUUUAUAUUAGAUUAUUGUCAUAAUCUUCACGAAAUUAUCAGCAAAAUAAUGAAAGAUUAAGAAACAUAUAAAGAAGAAUUAAUGUUAGUCACAAUUAAAUCUAUAAAGAAAUAUUAUGUAUUUUUUACUGGAAAAAUGAGUUCAACCGAAGGACUUUCAAGGUUACAAACAAUACAGUAGAUUCUAUUAGAGGAUGCAGAAUCUGACUUAAAUUGUCCAAAUCAAAUAAAAAUGCUUCUCAAAUAUCUCAUGGACGAAAAAUUCACUUUACAAAAAAUUUUAUAGAUCAUUGGAUCUAUCAAGUAAAAACAUGCUGAUGAAUUGAAAAAAUAAUAAUCUGAUAGCAUUCUUUUGAUGUUUUUACGAAAACUUAUUAAAAACAAAAUUGUUGAUUAAUCAAAAAUUCAUCAGAUAUAUCCCUCUAUCCCCAUUAAUCAUUUAACCAAAACAAAAUUAACUUCAUCCCAAAAAGAUAUUAUUUAAAAUAAUAUGAAUUCAUAUGAUAGAGUUAACAACAGCAGGUUUCAAAUAAAGAUGUGA
Molecule: messenger RNA, 1086 nt
Organism: Paramecium tetraurelia
Lineage: Eukaryota; Ciliophora; Oligohymenophorea; Peniculida; Parameciidae
Exons: 1
Source: RefSeq, a predicted model, not a curated record